UGAUUGUCUGAAAUAUAUAUAUAUAUAUAGGAAUGAGCCUUCUCUUCAUCCUUACCGAGUGAUCAUACGCUUUUGAAGAAGAAGAUGGAAGAGGAUUUGAUGAGGAUGCAGAGGACAUUGAUGGAAAGAAGAAGGGUGAGACAGUACAAGAAAUCUGAUGCUCCGAGGAUGCGAUGGACGGAGGAGCUUCAUCAUCGCUUCGUUGCAGCAGUCGACUUGCUCGGAGGCGAAACCAGAGCAACACCAAAGAGAAUUAUGGAAACAAUGGGUUUAAAAGGAAUAAGCAUAUCUCAUGUUAAAAGCCAUCUACAGAUGUACAGAAGUUGGACGAGCCUUCACAACAUCCCUGAUCAGUGGCAACCACAAGAACAUCCUUGGCACGAACUGGUCGCUCUCGCUCACACAAGGCCAUCCUUCGAGGCGACUCUUCGAGGUCGCGCAGCAAGGAACACCAUCCCCAGCGCUAUUUCAAAUGUCAAUAGCCUCGGUCAGCGUUGGAGUAGUUUAGGAAAUUUUGCAACAUCCCAGGACGAGAACGACGAAGUAGUAUUGAAGAAGCAGCACCAGUACUUGAACCUAGAGCUGACCAUCUCGUUACCAUGCAGCUCUUAAUUAAUUCGAAUACACAAUAUGUCAAACAAAAUUUUCUGUCCCAAAAUCCUUUCUGAUGAUGCAUCAUCCAGAUAGAUUUUGGAACGGAAACUUCUGUUGGGCCAUGCUCUAUGGAUUGUACAAGACAUGAAUGAGUUAGUGCAGUGUAAUUUAUGAAAUAUUUGAAAUAAGCAGACUUUAUAACUUGGCCCAGCGCUGCGAUCGCGGGGCAGUCCGAGCAAUGCGGCGUUGUGAAAUGGUUCACGCGGGGGAACAAAACAAAAGCGAGCAUUGAAUGCUGCUCCAACGUCGCCUAUGGAUCGACGAUGCUUGGGCCACAGCCAAUCGCAUUGAAUGCCGGAUAUCGACACGCCACAUUAAUGCUCGAUGGGGGACGUGAUGCAGCAAACCAUUAAUGCGCAGCGAGCCGCAUAUACACAUAGGCACACGCAGAG
This is a messenger RNA of Zingiber officinale, 1046 nucleotides long. Its product is annotated as myb family transcription factor MOF1-like. The coding region runs from base 85 to 612 and encodes 175 amino acids. Gene Ontology annotation, molecular function: DNA-binding transcription factor activity; DNA binding. The transcript is spliced from 3 exons. NCBI's taxonomy places the organism in Eukaryota, Viridiplantae, Streptophyta, Magnoliopsida, Zingiberales, Zingiberaceae. The record is from RefSeq and is a predicted model, not a curated record.